AUGCCUUCAUCAUCAGUCCUACUUCCGCAGGAAGUGCUUGAACACAUUUUAUCGUUUUUAUGCAAUGACCCAAACAGUCUCAAAGCAAGUUCACUCGUACACUCACAAUGGCUCGUGGCCAGUCGGCGAUACCUCUUCCAUACGCUUAGUUACCAUGCGGACGAAGCCAAGCCUUUCCAUCUCUUCCUUGUGUCGAUCUCAUUUGGAGAGUUGUCAAGAGUCACAAACUACGUGAAGGAACUCAUCUUUGCGGGACAGACAUCCGACUUGGCAGCUGGAAGAACUCAUUUAUCUUUGUCGGUCUUGAUUCUCAUUGUGCAGCGGCUGCAGGCUCUUCGCAGUCUAGAAGUCGAAGACGUGCAUCUGACAUACGAUUUUCGCCCUGAAUCCUCAUACCUCUAUCCUGUCUCCACUACUAUGCAGAAGCUUACUUUCUCGCCGGAGGUCUCUCUCGAUAGAUCAUGUUCAAGCUUUCACAUCCGUCCUCAUAUUAUUUCCGAAUUUAAAAGAGCUUCAACUUUGGUCACUCAUCUGGGAUGCUUCUGA
Molecule: messenger RNA, 546 nt
Organism: Somion occarium
Lineage: Eukaryota; Fungi; Basidiomycota; Agaricomycetes; Polyporales; Cerrenaceae
Source: the annotation of a GenBank genome assembly